Molecule: messenger RNA, 1219 nt
Organism: Helianthus annuus (common sunflower)
Lineage: Eukaryota; Viridiplantae; Streptophyta; Magnoliopsida; Asterales; Asteraceae
Product: bifunctional dTDP-4-dehydrorhamnose 3,5-epimerase/dTDP-4-dehydrorhamnose reductase
Exons: 2
Coding region: 75-980 (301 amino acids)
Biological process (GO): S-adenosylmethionine biosynthetic process
Cellular component (GO): methionine adenosyltransferase complex
Molecular function (GO): methionine adenosyltransferase regulator activity
Source: RefSeq, a predicted model, not a curated record
AUAAUAAACUCCACACCAACUCACAAACAACUCCACCCCAUCUCUCUCACUCAUCAUCAUCAACAACAACAACAAUGGUUUCCCAAUCCAACGGCUCUCCGGCAACCUCACUAAACUUCUUGAUCUACGGCCGUACAGGCUGGAUCGGGGGUCUACUGGGCAAAAUCUGCGAAUCUCAGGGGAUCAACUACACCUACGGCUCCGGCAGGCUCGAAUCCCGAGACACCCUGAUCGCCGACAUCGCCGCCGUGAACCCCACCCACGUGUUCAACGCCGCCGGAGUCACCGGACGACCCAACGUUGACUGGUGUGAGUCGCACAAGGUGGAGACUAUCCGUACCAAUGUUGUUGGAACCCUAACUCUUGCUGACGUCUGCCGUGAGAAGGGGUUGAUCCUGAUUAACUAUGCUACUGGGUGUAUAUUUGAGUAUGAUUCGGAGCAUCCACUUGGGUCGGGUGUCGGGUUUAAGGAAGAGGAUAGUCCGAAUUUCACUGGGUCUUUUUACUCCAAGACUAAAGCUAUGGUAGAGGAAUUGCUCAAAAACUAUGAUAACGUAUGCACUUUACGCGUGCGGAUGCCCAUCUCUUCCGAUCUUACAAACCCCCGAAACUUCAUCACUAAAAUCAGCCGUUACGAGAAAGUGGUCAACAUCCCAAACUCCAUGACCAUUCUCGAUGAACUCCUCCCAAUCUCCAUCGAAAUGGCUAAAAGAAACCUAACCGGGAUCUACAACUUCACCAACCCCGGCUGCGUUAGCCACAACGAGGUCUUGGAGCUGUACCGUGAGUACAUUGACUCCGCUUACACCUGGAAGAACUUCAACCUUGAGGAGCAAGCAAAAGUCAUCGUUGCGCCAAGAAGCAACAACGAGCUUGAUACAACCAAGUUGAAAACCGAGUUUCCCGAGCUCUUGUCGAUCAAAGAAUCGCUUGUGAAGUAUGUGUUUGAGCCAAACCGAAAGACACCCGUUGCAGCCUAAGUGAAUUCGAGUUGCUUUUGUCUGGCUCUUUCUCGUGAUGGGAUUAUUGUUGUAUGUUCAAAUAUCAUGGGUACGAUGAGGAUUUGAUUUUCUUUACGAUAUAGUGGAUUUUUUCGUGUCGUGUUUUCUGGAUUGUUUUGAUUACGAAUAAUAUUGUUGUUGGAAAUGAUAUAGGUUUAUGAUCAUUUGGGCAUGUUAAAUUUCUUCCAUCAUUUUUAUGUAGUUGAGUUAUUUAUGAA